Messenger RNA from Raphanus sativus (radish), 2908 nucleotides. Its product is annotated as pentatricopeptide repeat-containing protein At1g05670, mitochondrial-like. The record is from RefSeq and is a predicted model, not a curated record. Lineage: Eukaryota; Viridiplantae; Streptophyta; Magnoliopsida; Brassicales; Brassicaceae. Gene Ontology annotation, molecular function: protein binding. Bases 120 to 2348 code for a protein of 742 amino acids. The transcript has 2 exons.
AAAAAAAAAAAAGAGCAGCUUUUUAGGGUUUUUUAUCGGAGCGAGCGAGUGAACUAAGCUCGCGACGUGUUUCUGGGUUUGUGAUGGAGCGAUGAAGCAGCCAUCUAUUGUACUCUGUAAUGAAGAAAGGUACUACCUUUGCCUUGAGAAACUUUAUCCACCUCUUUACUCUUCGGUCCUCCCAAUCUAUUAUCCCCAACGCUCGUAACCUCUCUUCCUCAACCAUAACCGACACCACAAGACCUUUCCCCGAUUACUCCCCGAAGAAACCUUCAGUGAGAGACACCGAACUCGUCCACCAAAUCGCCAAUGCGAUCAAGCUUCGCCGCGCUGAGCCUCUCAAACGUAGCUUAAAGCCUUACGAAUGCAAGUUCAAAACCGACCAUUUGAUUUGGGUGCUCAUGAAGAUUAGAUCCGAUUACAACCUCGUUCUCGACUUCUUCGAAUGGGCACGCUCACGCAGAGACUCCACCCUCGAAGCUCUCUGCAUCGUCGCUCACUUAGCUGUUGCGUGUAAGGAUUUGGAAGUGGCUCGUUCUCUUGUAAGCAGCUUCUGGGAGAGACCGAAGAUGAGUGUUGAUGACUCCUUUGUACAGUUUUUUGAUCUUUUGGUGUAUACUUACAAGGACUGGGGCUCGGAUCCUAAUGUCUUCGAUGUUUUCUUUCAAGUGCUAGUUGAGUGUGGGAUGGUCCGUGAAGCUAGGAAAGUCUUUGAGAAGAUGUUGAGUUAUGGUUUGGUUCUCUCUGUUGAUUCCUGUAACCUAUACCUUGACCGUCUUUCUAAAGACUGUGGUGAAAAAGCUGUUGUAGUGUUCAGGGAGUUUCCUGAGGUGGGUGUUUGUUGGAAUGUUGCUUCUUAUAACAUUGUGAUUCACUGUGUUUGUCAGCUUGGGAGGAUACGCGAGGCUCACCAUCUACUCGUGCUUAUGGAGUUGAAGGGAUACACCCCUGAUGUUGUGAGUUACAGUACAGUGAUAAACGGAUACUGCAGAUUUGGGGAACUUGAAAAGGUCUGGAAGCUCAUCGAAGUCAUGAGAGAGAAGGGGUUGAAGCCAAACUCUUAUACUUACGGUAGCAUCAUUCUCUUGCUAUGCAGAAGGUGUAAGCUAGCAGAAGCAGAGGAGGCUUUUCGAGAGAUGAUAGAGCAGGGCAUAGUUCCUGACGCUGUAGUGUACACAACUCUUAUUGAUGGUUUCUGCAAGGGAGGGAAUAUUCGGACUGCAUCGAAGAUUUUUCACGAGAUGCUCUCUUUGGAUAUUGCACCAGAUGUUUUGACGUACACUGCUAUUAUAUCAGGGUUUUGUCGUGUUAGCGACAUGGUGGAGGCUGGUAGACUGUUCCGUGAAAUGCUUUGCAGGGGUUUGGAACCGGAUAGCAUUACUUUUACUGAAGUUAUCAAUGGAUACUGCAAAGCAGGGCAGAUGAAAGAGGCUUUUAGCGUCCACAAUCACAUGAUUCAGGCGGGGUGUUCUCCUAAUGUUGUCACGUACACCACGUUAAUUGAUGGGCUGUGUAAAGAAGGGGACUUGGACUCAGCAAACGACCUUCUCCAUGAGAUGUGGAAACUAGGUCUUCAACCGAAUCUUUUUACUUAUAACUCCAUUGUCAAUGGUCUGUGCAAGUCAGGGAACAUCGAAGAGGCGAUUAAACUUGUCGGAGAGUUUGAUGAAGCUGCGGGGAUUACUCCAGACGCUGUCACUUAUACAACGUUAAUGGACGCCUACUGCAAAGCAGGGGAGAUGGCUAAGGCUCAAGAGGUUUUGAAGGAGAUGCUCGGGAGAGGGAUUGAACCCACGGUUGUCACAUUCAACGUCCUGAUGAACGGGUUUUGUAUGAAUGGGAUGCUGGAAGAUGGCGAGAAGCUUCUGAACUGGAUGCUGGCGAAAGGUAUAGCACCUAACGCGACCACGUAUAACUCUCUCGUGAAGCAGUAUUGCAUUAGAGAUGACAUGAAGGCAGCAGCUGCCGUUUAUAAGGACAUGUGUUCUCGGGAAGUGGGACCUGAUGGUAAGACGUAUGAGAAUCUGAUCAGAGGCCAUUGCAAGGCUAGGAACAUGAAGGAGGCUUGGUUUCUGUACCGAGGAAUGGUGGAGAAAGGGUUUAGCGUCUCGGCUAGCACGUAUAGCGCUCUCGUUAAGGGGUUCUUGAAGAGAAAGAAGUUUGUGGAGGCGAGAGAGGUUUUUGAGGAGAUGAAAAGAGAAGGAUUGGCUGCGGAUAAAGAAAUUUUUGACUUUUUCAGUGAUGCAAAAUACAAGGGCAGGAGGAGGACAGAUACAGUUGUAGAUCCUGUUGAUGACAUUAUAGAGAGUUACCUUGUAGAUGAUGAUGAGUUAAGAGAAGCUAAUUAGCUGGUGGUAAGGUCAGAACUCAGAAGUUUAUCUUAGUGAGGAUGUUUCUACUUCUCAGGUGGUCAGUGUGUAUCUUUGAUUAGAACAGUUGUUUAAAGCAAGGAAGGGUAUUAAGUGGAGGUUCAAUGCAAUCUCAAGCAAAUUUGCCCAGAAAGACAGGAACUUGUUCAUUGCUGAUGAUGACCAACAAGGAGAAUAUGUCAAGAACAGACAUUGCAAAGAAUCUGUUAGGAGUUGAUGUUCUGCUGAGAGAGCUAUCGUACCAGCUCUUUAAAGCUAUAUCUUGCUCUCGGCCAUGAAAAUGUAACCGGCCACAGGUGACUUGAUGUUGAUGGAUGAUGACGACAGAGAUAAAUUUUUCUCUUUUGCUUUUUUUUUUUAUGAUUGGGGAUAGAAACAUGUGUUGACUUCUUUUUGCUGAAACUUUAUAAUUAGAUUAGGCUAUACGGUUUUCAAGAACGUACUAACAUUAAAUUGUACUCUUUGAAAAUGAUUGUCAUUGUCCUUAUAUAUCCUUCAAUUGUAAUAAAAGACAUUAUAGAUAAACAGUUUUUGUUCUC